AAGGCCGUCCGCCUGGGAUAUCACCAGGAGCCCGGCGUCCCCGCAUCCCGCCAGGCGCGGCGGCACGAAAUGGCGGGCGGGGCAGGGGCCGCCCCUCAGGCCGGGCGGCGGCGGAAGGGGCGGGCGGCAGCGGCAACGUGGGAUCGCCAUGGGCCGUAAGAAGAACAAGAGGGGAUCGGGCGGCCGUGAGGGGCGGCUAGUGGUGACUUUCGACGAGGAGAGGCGGAGGGAGUACCUGACCGGCUUCCACAAGCGGAAGGUGGAGCGGAGGAAGGCGGCGCUGGAGGAGAUCAAGCGGAAGCUGAAGGAGGAGCAGAGGAAGAUGAAGGAGGAGCGGCACCAAGAGUACCUGAAGAUGCUGAGCGAGAGGGAGGAGGCGCUCGAUGAGGCUGACGAACUGGAGCACUUGGUGACAUCGCGUACAGAGUCUGUGAACAUCGACCACCCAAACCACGUUGUAACAGUGACCACCAUCAGUGACCUGGACCUCUCAGGGGCACGCCAGCUGGGACUGACCACCCCUGUGGGAAAAAGUGAUGGAUCAGAAGGAGAGCAAGAGGAAGAGGUGUCAAACAAGCCUGUGAGAACGAUGCCCAAAAAGGCCAGAAACCCCUUCCUGUCUGAAAAGAUUUCUUCUCUUACUGCCACACUGCACAUGCACAGCCGGAAAAAGACAAAAGGAAAGCGACCUCAACGUGGGCAAGGCCCACGCAAGAAAAUGCAGAAAUCCAGCACGGGGCGGACCACUAAGACUCAGCGGCGGAGACUGACGGGCAAAAUGGGCCGUGACCAAGAUUAGCAGAGAACGUGGAGCUCAGACUGGCAUCUGGGACAGCACUCCACAUCUGGCCUGCUGCUCUUUGGAGCCCCUUCAUUGUGGGCAAGGGCCUGGUUUACUUGGGUCUAUGACCAGCAGUGAACCCACUUCAGCCUUUUCUCGUGUCCUGAGCACUGGCCUGGGUGACUAGAUGCUGUACCCAUUUAUUUCUGCACUGAUCUCCAGCUAAAUGUCUCAGUGCCACAGAGUCUCUUAAAAACUUAUGCUGGAAGUCAGCUUCUCUACUUGGUGUAGCCCUUUUGUCCUUGGGCCUUCCCUUGCGGAGCCAAUAGUUGGCUUUAUCAAAGGAAGUGAUCUGUCGCUUAGUACAACAGGCACAUCGUCAGGGUGAUUUAUGCAACUAGGAAGGACUCUGCUGCUCGUGCAUCAGUGCUCUGGCAUGUCUGCUGUGCAGUAAAUCCUUUUUCCAUGGAGAUAUGGUGUCAUCUUGUCUCAUGUGUUACCCUGGCAGUCAGGCAUGGCACCAGAGGGGAAUUUUUUGUUUGGUACCAGUGCCAGGUGAAAUUUGUUAACUUUGUGAAUAAAUCUUUACGAAGUAAUUUUGCUAAGAGAGAAA
Messenger RNA from Columba livia (rock pigeon), 1394 nucleotides. It is a transcript of the gene NOL12, whose product is annotated as nucleolar protein 12. Gene Ontology annotation, cellular component: nucleolus. The transcript is spliced from 6 exons. Lineage: Eukaryota; Metazoa; Chordata; Aves; Columbiformes; Columbidae. Bases 149 to 799 code for a protein of 216 amino acids. Gene Ontology annotation, molecular function: rRNA binding. The record is from RefSeq and is a predicted model, not a curated record.